Molecule: messenger RNA, 1160 nt
Organism: Trichophyton rubrum CBS 118892
Lineage: Eukaryota; Fungi; Ascomycota; Eurotiomycetes; Onygenales; Arthrodermataceae
Exons: 3
Coding region: 24-1160 (378 amino acids)
Source: RefSeq, a predicted model, not a curated record
UGCGACGAGAAUGACCGAGAUCGAUGACUGGCCAAGGGUUUACUCCGGAAGCGGGCCUGGACACCUCGUCUGCGUACGCGCGAGACUUUCAGCGGGAGUCAUGGACCCUGUACGGCGUGGGCAUUGCCGUUAUUUUCCUCAGGAGCCUAGCUAGGAUCCGGCGGAUGGGCGUGCGCAACCUGCAGCUGGACGACUACCUGAUCCUCUGCGUCGUCGUCUUCUUUACGCUGUUGUGCGUCGCGCUCAACGAGAUCAUCCUCGCGGGAGGCUCGAACCUGGUGACUGCGGCCGACAUCGCGCAUCUGACGCCCGAGAGCAGGAAGCGUCGCACGCGGGGCGCCAAGUGGGUGUUUGUAGCCGAGCAUGCGAUGAUUCUGACGACCUGGACGCUCAAGGCGUGCAUGAUCGUGCUGUACCGGCGCAUCAUGGAGGGACUGAGCCAGGAGCGUCUGGUGCUGUAUCUGACGGUCUGGCUGGGACUAGGCUUCGUCGGCACCGAGCUGGCCCUGUUCCUGACCUGCCGGCCCCUGCACCUCUACUGGGCCAUUCCGCCUCCAGUCGACCAGCCGCAAUGCUCGUCGUACCAGGUGUACGGGAUCGUGCAGGGCAUCUUCGCGAUCUCGUCCGACGUGCUGAUGCUGGCCAUCGCGAUCCCGCUGUUCAUGACGCUGCGGCUGCCGCGCAAGCAGAAGAUGAUCCUGCUGUUUGUCUUUGGGAUGGGCAUCUUUGUCGUGAUUGCCGCCGUGCUGACCAAGGUGUACUGCCUGGUCCCCUGGCUGAUCUCGUACGUGUACAUGAACUGGUACCUGCGCGAGGCGACGGUGGGCAUCCUGGUGACCUGUCUGCCGAUGACCUGGUCGCUGCUGCGAGACUUCUUCCCCAUGCUGGCCCGCUGGAUGUCCUCGACCGUGUCUUCGGGCUCCAGGGGGCCGUCGCACUCUCAUCCUCGCGGCCUUCCUCACUCGCAGACCCAGCUGCACGCCCAGACGCCCUCGCCGUCACAGCCACCGUCCCAGUCGCUGUCGCAGUCCUCGAGCUCCUCGUGGUGGCCGCCCUUUUGCCGGCACCAGGACGCCAGGGAGGGCGACAACAGCCUCGGCCUCGACCUGGAGCGCUGGCAGUCUGGUCUCCCUCGCCUGCCGACCAUCGACAAGCCGUGA